Ruditapes philippinarum (Manila clam) is the source of this 1326-nucleotide messenger RNA. RefSeq lists its product as uncharacterized. NCBI's taxonomy places the organism in Eukaryota, Metazoa, Mollusca, Bivalvia, Venerida, Veneridae. Gene Ontology annotation, biological process: regulation of exit from mitosis. Bases 95 to 1288 code for a protein of 397 amino acids. Gene Ontology annotation, cellular component: nucleus. The transcript is spliced from 2 exons. The record is from RefSeq and is a predicted model, not a curated record.
GUACAGAUAAAGUACGGAUACCGGAAUAUAGCAGCUAUACAGUUCGAUUAAAUAAGAACAUCAUUCUCUAAAUGAUAAACAAGCUCGCCGAAUUAUGGCUUUUCAAAAGCGAAAUAAAUUUGAAAAUACAAAUUUUUCCUGUCCUGUUCUUUUUGAGGGUGGUUUACAAUCAUGUGUAAGAGCAGAUUUGAUAAACGAAUUGCUCCAGUACAUCUUAUUUGAACGGCAACAGAUUCCCUUAUCAUUUACUCAAAUAAAACGUGAUGUUUCUGCAAAGGUAUCACAAUCAAAUGUGAAGGGAGUUCCUAUGAUCAAUCGCUUGGAGAUGAAAAAGGCUGUUGAUUUAGUGAGUAAAUUAGAAGAAACCAAACAAAAUGUUGGUCAAGCAUUUGAUAUAUGCCCAGAAAUUGACAAAGUUGCCAUAGCAAUAGGUGCCACUGCAGUGUCGCCAAAAGAAAUCUUUGUGAUCCAGUUACCUCCAUUAAAUCCAGAUGCAGAUAAUUUAUCAAGUAAAGCUUGUGUUAAAUCAAUGUUUAGACAGUUAAUCAUGCAGGAUCCACUUGGAGAUGUGAAGCAGAUUUCGCCAACUAAUAUUUCAUUAUUACUAUUUGCUCCAAGAAAAUCCCAUUUAUCAUGGUUUUAUCCCAAACCUACAUACAAACUUCCUGUACGAGGCAGGCAGUUUGAAUUUUCUUUACAGAGCAAAUAUGGACGGGGUUCCCAUGACUUAUCAACAAAUUUCUCUAUAGUUGAGCUGUCAGGUUUUGAACCUUUUGACUCAUUUCUUGGUGAAUGUGAAGAAAUAUCAGGCAUAUCUAGCAUAGACACGACUUCACAUUCUAGUGAAGGUUCUGUUACUGCAGACUAUGUUUGUAUUGACUCGGACCAUGACAUUGAAAUUGUGACCUCAAGUGACAUCAGAGACACUGUAUUUAACCAUAAUCCUGAGAUUGUUCAGUCAAGUCAUAGUAAAGAUCAAGUAACAACUGUAAGCUCAACCUCGAUAGCAGAUUGCUCAACUAGUAAUAAAACUAAAUCAUGUAGCAGUCUCAAUGAAAAUGAUGUGAAAGAAAGUAAGAAGCUGCGUAAAUUUGGUUCAAGUAGCUCUAUAUUGUCACAGACAAGUGUGAUGUCUAAGGAGUCACAAAACUCAGUGAAGAAAAGGAGAGAUCUGACCAAUUGCUCAGGGACUUGCAAGGAAGAAAGUGAUGUGUUCUGUCCCAGUGAUUCUGAAUAUAUUUGGUUUCAGUCACCCUUGUUGAUCAAAGGUUACAGGUGUAAAAUAUAGAUGCUGUUUAUACAUGAAAUUGUGUUUAGUUUAAUAAU